Messenger RNA from Entelurus aequoreus (snake pipefish), 6174 nucleotides. It is a transcript of the gene fbln1, whose product is annotated as fibulin 1. The record is from RefSeq and is a predicted model, not a curated record. Gene Ontology annotation, biological process: extracellular matrix organization. NCBI's taxonomy places the organism in Eukaryota, Metazoa, Chordata, Actinopteri, Syngnathiformes, Syngnathidae. The transcript is spliced from 15 exons. Bases 289 to 2406 code for a protein of 705 amino acids. Gene Ontology annotation, cellular component: extracellular region. Gene Ontology annotation, molecular function: calcium ion binding; peptidase activator activity.
UUUGAUCCCAACUCGCCCCAAGUCUUGCUGUCAACUCCAUCGUUAGUCACAAGUUAAGUUUGUCAUGCUUUGAACGGCGUCUCCAAACUUGCCUCGUCAUGAUUGCGCAAUCGCGAGUUCGCGGCAAGCGUGGACGCGCUGAAGUGAAAGUGGGUGUUUUUGUCUCGUCAUUAUUAGACUCCGAGUCCUGCGGGAACUCCAUCACUCCUCCGCUCUUUCCUACCGGAGCCGCCGCGUCUGUUUUGUACGCCAAGAAGCUUCUUUUUGUUCCAACACUUGCCUGGGAUCAUGUGGAACCACCACCACCACCACCACCACGUGGGUUCUAACCUUCACCGCAUGGGUUCUAACCUUCACCACAUGGGUAUGCACGUCGUUCUCCUCACUUCGCUGCUGGGAGUCCUCCUUGCUCAAGGAGUGCAGCAGAUCUCUGUCGACGACUGCUGCAAAGAUGGCCAGAAGCAUGCCGGCGAUAAAGAAGACUGCGCGACCCUCCCGCUCAUCUCCGAGUCGCCGACGUGCAGGACGGUGCAGGAGCAGUGUUGUGUGGCCGUGCUGGAGGACAACAUGUGCACCACAGGCAUCACCUUGGCCAAAGACCAAGGAGCGUGCGACUCUCUGUUCUCCAACACCUGUGAGACAAAGACAACCAAGAUGUGCUGCGACUGCUGCCUGCUGGGCAAGACGGGCCAGGAGCAGGGACUUCCGUGCGACCACAGCCUGGCUCUGGGAUACCAGUGCGGUCUGGUGUACCGGGCUUGUUGCGUGGACGGAGCGCCGGACAACCAUACCACCACAACCACCACAACCACGGGGAAGCCUGAAUUGCCAAUCAAAGACGAGACCCCAGACAACAGAGACAAUUCAGUGCUGGUAGAUCAGUGCAAUGGCAAAUGUGCUCACCUUUGUGUGAGUAACGAGACGUGCGCCUGCUUCAAAGGCUACAAACUCAAGCCGAAUGGAAAGACCUGCGAGGACAUUAAUGAGUGCUUACUGGGAGCCAGCAACUGUCGAGGGGGCGAGCGCUGCAUCAACACGGAGGGCUCUUUUCGCUGCCAGAGAGAGGUCAGCUGCGGCACAGGCUAUGAACUGACGGACGACAACAACUGCAUAGAUAUUGACGAGUGCGAGACAGGCAUCCAUAACUGUGGUCCAGAGUUCCAGUGCCAAAACACUCAGGGGUCAUUCCGUUGUCUCCCGAAGGUCCAGUGUGGCGGAGGUUUCAUCCAGGAUGCUCUGGGAAAAUGCAUUGAUAUCAAUGAGUGUGUGAGCCAGACGGGUCCGUGCCAAAGAGGUCAGCUGUGCAUCAACACCGCCGGCUCGUACGUCUGCCGGAAGAACUCGGUCAACUGUGGGCGGGGCUACCACCUCAACGAGGAAGGCACACGCUGUGUCGACAUCGACGAGUGCAAAGGCCCCGACCAGGUGUGCUCGGGUCACGGCUGCGUCAACAGGAUGGGCUCCUACCACUGCGACUGUGACAGCGGCUACAACUUCAACAGCAACAGUCGCCUCUGCGAGGAUAUCAACGAAUGCAGGCACUACCCCGGACGCCUAUGCGCUCACAAGUGUGACAACACACCUGGAUCUUACAAGUGCACCUGCACCACUGGCUUCAAGCUGGCACGGGACGGCAGGAACUGUGAAGAUCUGAACGAGUGUGAAAGUAACCCGUGCAGUCAGGAAUGUGCUAACGUGUACGGCUCCUACCAGUGUUACUGUCGCCGUGGCUACCAGCUCAGCGACAUUGAUGGAGUGACGUGUGAAGAUAUCGACGAAUGCGCUCUUCCCACGGGAGGUCACAUCUGCUCCCACCGAUGCCACAACACUCCUGGAAACUUCCACUGCUCAUGUCCUGUGAGCGGCUACACCUUGGCGCCUAACGGACGCAGCUGCCAAGAUGUUGAUGAAUGUGUGACAGCGACGCACACCUGCUUGGAAAACCAGAGCUGCUUCAAUGUGCAGGGGGGAUUCCGCUGUCUGUCCUUCGAUUGUCCCGCCAACUACCGCCGCGUCAGCGAAACUCGAUGUGAACGCUUGCUUUGCAAUGAGUCUGUCGAGUGCCCGGCCAUGCCGCUGAGAAUAACCUACUACUACCUCACCUUCCCCACCAACAUCCCCGUCUUCACCAACAUCUUCCGCAUGGGCCCCUCCCACAUGGCGCCGGGCGACGACGUCGACAUCGCCAUCACGUCGGGCGACGAGGGCGGCUUCUUCAAGGCGGAGCGGGUGGCCAACGGCGGCGUCCUGUCCGUGGCGAGGCUCAUCGCCAGCCCGCGGGACUUUGAGCUGUCCGUGGAGCUCAGCCUGCGUCGCCACGGCACGCUCAGCACGUACUUGGCCAAAGUGGUGGUGUUUGUCGUGCAGGACGAGCCGCCCGUCGCUUACGACCCUCUUCUGGAAUAAAGCUGAGGGUUGCUAGUCAUGUGUUAUCUUUCCUGCACUUUCCCUGAUUACAUGGCAACAGCUGUUUCCAAGGGAGGGGGGUCGUAAACAGUCAUCGCAUUUGCUUACAAAACAGUUCAAAGAAAAUGUCGUAAAACAGUUCAAAGAAAAGGUACCUGGAGCUCGCGUCAGGUCCUGCUUCCUCUCCGCUUUGUAGAUCUCAGGUCAAGACAAAGUCUUCCUGUGGAUUACAAUACAUCAAAGAAACCGACACCCUCAUGUCGCUCCCCAUCCUACACGGUGGAGUUUUACAAGCCUUCUGCUUGGUAAGAUCAAAGACAGCUGGAGUGAACGCACUCAAACAACACGGUAUGAGACUCGAGUCGCAGGAUCCAGUAAAAAAAGUCAUAAAAUGACGAGAAAAAGUCAUAAUUAAAUAAUAAAAGAAUAAAGUUGUCGUGUUACGUGAGUAAAGAAAUCACGUGACAUAAAUAAUGUUGCAAAAAAUAAGGAUGAACCUGCGAUUUUAUCAACCUAAGUCAGAAUAUUAUGAAAAAAGUGGUAAUUGUACUAGAAUAAAAUGGCGAUAGUACAAGAAUAACAAGGCCUAGUGUUAAAAGAACGAAAAUGUUAAUAAAAGGUAGAAAAAAAGUCAAUUUUCACAAGAAAGUACCAGUAUUUUUUUCCAAAACAAAGUAGAUCCCCCGCCUAUUUGUGGUUUGACAUUUGCACGCCCACAUAUUUCUUCCCUGCUUUCAAUUGUAAAUAAAUAUUGUUAACAGGAAGCGUUUUGAUGGCGUUAUCUGCAGGAGAAAAAAAAAAGUGUCAUUUAGCAGAAAAAUGCGUUGACAAGACUUAAUGUAUGCCGUUUUAUAUCGCAUACAACUGAAUUUAAAAUGUACAUAACUGUGAGAGGCACAUUAUAUGAUUUAGAAUAAAAACUCAUAAUAUGGACACAUAUAAAAACCCCAAAUUUUUUUUUGAUAGUCUAAACCAAUGUUUUUCAACCACUGUGCCGCGGCGUGAGAUACAGUCUGGUGUGCCGUGGGAGAUGAUCUAAUUUCACCUAUUUGGGUUGAAAAUAUUUUUUGCAAAGCAGUAAUUCUAGUCUGCAAAUGAUGUGAUGUUGUUGAGUGUCGGUGCUGUCUAGUAACCGUGUAAUACUCUUCCAUAUCAGUAGGUGGCAGCAGGUAGCUAAUUGCUUUGUAGAAAUGGGAAACAGCGGGAGGCAGUGUGCAGGUAAAAAGAUGUGUAAUGCUUAAAUCAAAAAUAAACAAAAGGUGAGUGCCCCUGAGAAAAGGCAUUGAAGCUUAGGGAAGGCUAUGCAGAACCAAACUAAAACUGAACUGGCUACAAAGUAAACAAAAACAGAAUGCUGGACGACAGCAAAGACUUACUGUGGAGCAAAGACAGCGUCCACAAAGUACAUCCGAACAUGGCAUUACGUUCAACAAUGUCCCCACAAAGAAGGAUAAAAACAACUGAAAUAUUCUUGAUUGCUAAAACAAAGUAGAUGCGGGAAAUAUCGCUCAAAGGAAGACAUGAAACUGCUACAGGAAAAUACCAAAAAAAGAGAAAAAGCCACCAAAAUAGGAGCGCAAGACAAGAAGUAAAACACUACACACAGGAAAACAGCAAAAAAGUCCAAAUAAGUCAGGGUGUGAUGUGACAGGUGGUGACAGUACACCUACUUUGAGACAAGAGCUAUAGUGAUGCAUGCUUGGUUAGGUUUUAAAGUCAUAUCCAACAAUUGCGACGACGACUUUUUACUGACAACUGAGUUUCGUUUUUUAAUGAUUUCUGCUGGUGGUGUGCCUCCGCAUUUUUUCAACGCAAAAAAGGUGCCUUGGCUCAAAAAAGGUUGAAAAACACUGGUCUAAACUUUAGAUUCUAAACAUUAUAAAGGCAUUUUAGAGGUUUUUAUGGGUGUUUUUUUUUUUUUAGCAAAAUUUAGAGUCUACAGCUAUGAAUAGGUGGGAUUUACUGUAUUUCUAUAAUAACGUGUUAAUGGUAAAAAAUAGAGAAUAAUUUAAUAGAGAUAAGGGUGUAGUAUCACUCAAAGUUGUGGUAUGAGAAAUGUGCAGGAAAUAAGUGGUAUACUACUAAAAAAGUGGUAUUUUUUUGAAAGUCUAAACUUUAGAUUCUAAACAUAAAGGCAUUUUAGAGGUUUUUAUGGGUGUUUUUUUUAAGCAAAAUUUAGAGUCAACAGCUACAAAUAGGUGGGAUUUACUGUAUUUCUAUAAUAACGUGUUAAAUGGUAAAAAAUAGAGAAUCAACUUUUAAUUUAAUAGAGAUAAAGGUGUAGUAUCACACAAAGUUGUGGUAUGAGAAAUGUGCAGGGAAAAGUGGUAUACUACUAAAAAGUGGUAUUUUUUGAUAGUCUAAACUUUAGAUUCUAAACAUUACAAAGGCAUUAAAAAAAAUAAAUAAUAAUAUUAAUAAAAUAUAUUAAAAAAUAAGAAUAAUUAAAUAUAUUUAAAAAAAAAGAAUUAAAAGAAGAUCACAGACAUGCUGACACACAAGGUCACUACCCCAACAACUGGCCGACUCGCAGCACCUCGGAAUACCUUGCAGCACCAAGCUACCACAGUAGACGCAGGGACUAGACUAGAUUUUAGAGGUUUUUAUGGGUGUUUUUUUUAGCAAAAUUUUGAGUCAACAGCUACAAAUAGGUGGGAUUUACUGUAUUUCUAUAAUAACGUGUUAAAUGGUUAAAAAUAGAGAAUACACUUUUAAUUUAAUAGAGAUAAGGGUGUAGAAUCACACAAAGUUGUGGUAUGAGAAAUGUCAAUAUGAGAUGAAUGUCAUUUUGAAUAGUCACAUGUUUAACAACAUGAAUAAAGUGGUGUGAGGGAUCUCGAAAUUGACAAGAAAACUGAACAAUUUUAGAAUAUUUUACAGAAAUAGUCUUUAUACAAAAGUGAUAACUACACUAUACAUAUGGGCUAAAUUAUGAUCAAUUAAAAUAGUCCUCAUUUUGUUCAUAUUUACCAAAAAAAAAGAGACUUCAUUUAAAAGUCACAAUAUUAUGUCAGAAAAAGUUCCUGUUUUACUAAGAUGCAGUUUUUUAAUUUGAAUAAACUUGCAAUUUGAUGUAAAUAAAGGGAAAAAAAAAUCAUAAUUCUACAAAAAUUCAAAAGUAUCAUUUUACAGGAAUAUUUUAUGAUAAUAAAAGAAGCCAACAUUUUUUAUACAUAUAUAUUGUUACCAAACUGCAUAUGCAGCCUCCCCUGCAAGGAAGAUAACACAUCAUGAGCAACUGCUGCUUUUUUAUUGGCCGCCAGGUGGCGCAACAGGUCAGGAUAAUUCCUCACAGGCCUGCAACAUGGACGACUUAGAUUGUUGCUUGCAUGUGAUGAUUUAUUGUGCUUGAUGGUUUGUGUGUUGGCUCAGCACUUUUCUAAUAAAAGAGGAAUAAGGCAAGCAAAGUACGCUCCUUCCUGGUGACGCAUUUUCAAAUGAAACACAAGCGUUGGGAGUUAUUCCAAAAACUGAACACAUGCAAAACUCAAUCAACUCUGCUGUGUUUUAAGAUAAUUGAUAUAAAAAUGCAACCUUAGAGUCGUGCAUGUUCCAACCUUCACAAACACACUGAAAUAAAUACUGGUAAUCAAGGUUUGCUGCGUACCUCGCUUUUACAGACAGUUCAAUUAUGAUUUUAUUUCUAGUGCAAGAAAGUCCCUCGCUUGGCUAAAGUGCAGCAUUUAAUAGUUCCAGCUUUGAUCACUACACAUGUCGCAGGAAAGGCCGAGGGCCAGCAAACAGGAGACUUCACAGCAGGAAUGCACU